GCAGUGCGUUGCACUCUCUCCACCACCACACAUCCUGCCAAAAGUGAAAGAGAUUACACAUAUGCUGUUCAACACAACAGUUCAGAGGAAGCAGAAAGAUCUACCAGUAUUAUUUGUGCCAAGAUGAGCAGUGGUGCUUAUACUGGAGUCAAUGUUGGUCUGAAUGCUCAGACGGGAGCAAAUGUAAAUACUCCUGUACUUGCUGAAAACACCAUCACAGGUCCUGUGACCUUCAUCAACAAUACUGCAGAAAACGGGCCACAAGAACUCUCAGAGACAGAGACAAGUCAAGCAUAUUUGAAUCUGAACAAGUUCUUGAAAACUCACAAAUCCAACAUGAAGAAUAAAGCAGAACUUAUUCUUGAGCGCAAGAAAGAAAAUGAAGCACAUCUCCAGGUUGUUUACACAGAACUCUUCAUCACAGAGGGAGAUAUGAAAGAUGUCAAUCAGGAACAUGAGAUUCUGAAGAUUGAUGAUGCUUUCAGCAAGAACAAAAAAACACAGGACAAAUCAAUCAAAUGCAAUGAUAUAUUUACAUUAGAAGACAAAAAUAAGAUGAAGAUUGUGCUGACCAAGGGAGUCGCUGGCAUUGGAAAAACAGUCUCUGUGCAAAAGUUCAUCCUGGACUGGGCAGAAGGAGAAGCCAAUCAGGAUAUAGACUGUGUGUUCCUGCUUCCAUUCAAAGAGAUUAACAGAAUACAAGACAAAGAGUUCACUUUCCAUGAGUUUCUGCAGGUAAUUUGUCCUGAACUGAAGGACACAGAGAAAACAAAAUUAUAUAAGGGACCCAGACUAAUGUUUAUAUUUGAUGGACUUGAUGAGAGUCGCCUGCCUUUGAAUUUUGAAAAUGAAAUUCUGCAGAGUGUUGAGGAAAGAUCAUCUGUAGAUGUGCUGUUCACAAGUCUGGUCAAAGGGACUCUGGUUCCAUCAGCUCUGGUCUGGGUGACCUCACGACCAGCGGCAGCCAAUCAGAUUCCUCCUCGGUAUGUAGAUUUGUUUACAGAGGUACGAGGAUUCACUGACCAACAGAAGGAGGAGUACUUCAAAAAGACAAUCACUGAUGAGAGUCUAGCCUGCAGAAUCAUCAAAUACAUUAAGACGUCUCGUAGUCUCUACAUCAUGUGCCACAUUCCUGUGUUCUGCUGGAUCAUGGCCACAGUACUUCAGGAUAUUUUUAUUGAAACCAAUGAAGAGAACAUCAGCACAACACUUACUGAAAUGUACAUUCACUUCAUGCUGAUACAGAUGAAAAUGAAGAACCAGAAGUACGAUGAACAAGAAGAAAGGGAAUGUACAGAGCACUUAGAAAUUAAUAGAGAAAUGAUUUUGAAGUUAGCCAAGCUAGCGUUUGAACAGAUAAAGAAAGAAAACAUUGUGUUCUGUAAGGAAGAUCUGAAAGCAUGUGGUAUUGAUGUGAAUGUAGCCACUGAGUUCACAGGAAUGAUCACUGAAAUCUUUAAGAAGAUAAAUGGUCUUCAUGAAAAGAAGGUCUUCUGCUUUGUGCAUCCAAGUGUUCAAGAGUUUCUCGCUGCAGUGCAUGUGUUCCUCUGUUACCUGAACAAGAACAUGCAGGACAUUCAGUUUUUCUUUGAUGAGCCAGAAGAAAAUGUUACAUUGCAGGUCCUACUGCAGAAGGCUGUAGAUAAAGCCACACAGAGUCAAAGAGGACAUUUGGACGUGUUCCUGCGGUUUCUGAUGGGAAUUACACUGGAAUCCAGUCAAAACCUGCUCCAAGGCCUGAUCACACACACUGAAGACACAACAGAGAGCAUCAGACAAACAACUCAAUACAUUAAACAAGUGCAAGACAAGAAUAUCCCAGAUGGAACUUCAGUCAACCUAUACUACUGCUUACUUGAGCUCAAGGAUCAUUCAUUAUGUGAGGAAAUCCAGAGUUACCUCAGUUCAGAUGAACAUCCAGGAAGAAAACUCUCAUCUUCAGUGUGCUCAGUGCUGACCACAGUACUACUGAUGUCAGAGAAGGUGCUGGAUGAGUUCAACCCAAAGAGGUUCACGUCAUCACAAACAGGCUUUACAAGACUUGUUCCAGCUGUGAGAUGCUGCAAAAAAGCCCUCUUUGACAGCUGUGGUCUUGAUGAAACAUGCUGUGAAACUGUAUCUUCAGCUCUUCAAUUAUCAAACUGCCAUCUGAGAGAGCUGGACCUGAGUAACAAUGACCUGAAGGAUUCUGGAGUGAAGCUGCUUGGGACUGGACUGAAGAGUCUAAACUGUAAGCUGGAGAUACUGAGAUUAUCUGGCUGUAUGGUGACAGAAGAAGGCUGUAGUUCUCUGUUGUUGGCUUUGAGUUCAAACCCCUCACACCUGAGAGAGCUAGAUCUGAGCUACAAUCACCCAGGAGAUUCAGGAGUCAAGCUCCUCAAUGGUUCAAACAGCACAUGCAAGCUCAAUGUGGAUCAUGGAGGAGAAUCCAGGAUUACAGCAGGACUGAAGAAAUAUUCCCAUCAGCUCACUCCAGAUCUGAACACAGCACAUAAACUUCUCUGUCUGUCUGAGAACAACAGAGUGAUUACAUGCACUGUCACAGAUCAGUCGUAUCCUGAUCAUCCAGACAGAUUUGAUUAUUGGGAGCAGGUGUUGUGUAGAGAGAGUGUGUGUGGACGCUCUUACUGGGAGAUUGAGUGGAGUGGAUGUAAUGGUGUGUUAAUAUCAGUGUCAUAUAAGAGCAUCAGCAGAAAGGGAGAGGGUAAUGAGUGUUUGUUUGGAUCUAAUGAUCAGUCCUGGAGUUUGGGCUGCUCACCUGACAGAUACUCAUUCAGACACAAUAAAAUACGGAUUGAUCUCCCUGUAGAGUCCAUCAGCAGUAGAAUCGGAGUGUAUGUGGAUGAAAGUGCAGGAACUCUGUCCUUCUACAGCGUCUCUGACGCAAUGAGCCUCAUCCACACAGUCCAGACCACAUUCACUCAGGCGCUCUAUCCUGGGUUUUGGGUUGGUUAUAAAUCAUCAGUGAAACUGUGUUGAUGAAUCACUAUAGACUGACUAUAGUGAUUCAUCACUAUAGAUUCUACCCAUAAUACUUUGAGCUGAUGAUGAAUCAGUAACAGUGAGAUGUUAUAAAGUUUCUUCAUCACACAGCAAAAAGACCGCUGUUAAAUGAACUCUCCUGGGAGUUUAUUUGACUCCACACUCAAGAGCGUUAAAAGUAACACUGAAGAGUGUCAAAUUAACACUGAAGCACAGUUAAAGUUAAUGAGAUAAUUAGUGAUUAAUUAAGUGAUGAUUGAUCAUUAUUGAAGACACCUGAUGUUAACAAGCAGAAUCACCAAAGGAGAAAAUCACAAUUUUUAAGAAACCAUUAUAGUGGUCAGUGUUUGCAUUAGUUGGGCUCUUGACACGUACAUUUUUAAUUUUGCAUUUUGUUUGGUUGUUGUAACAGAGUUAUAACAGCCAAACAUACCAGAGAAAAGGUAAUCAUGUGGCUUUGAUUAUGUUUGACAUAACCUUCAUGCAGUGACCUGUAAAACUGAGUUAAGUUUUUUUUUUAACCCUAACCAAUUACAUCAACCCUGUGAGCAGUAUAAUCAGUAUAGUAAUUAUAUAAUUUAUAAUAUUUUGAUCAAAAGCAUAUUUAAUUAAGACACAAAGAAUCAGGGUGAGAAAAACAAUGGUGACCAUCAAAAACGCAUGUACCCAAUCAGAACUCAUCCAUGGCUCCCAUCAUGCAUUGCGGCAUGAAUAAAUUAUGAGCUGAACUGUCUUUGUCAUUUCUUUUAUUCUUACUAUUUUCUUUUGUUUUAGCUGUUUUUAUGUGACUUUUUAGUAGUACUUCUUCAGAACGUUUUUUUUUUUUUAAAAUCACAACAGCUUGAAAGACAUCCUUCCAAAAUAUAUAAAAAAAAGACAGGAUCUUUUGUUAUGGAAUCACAAGGCUGACGUUAAUUAUUCAAGGUAAUCAUUGUUCGACCUGAAUCACUGAAUUUGUUUAGAGUCUAAUCUAUGAGUUAUAUUAAUUAAAGGAAAUGGGAAUAAAUGAAACGGUACUCAAAUAAACUCCCAGGAGAGUUAAUUUAACACCAGGCAUUUUGCUGUGUAGUAAUAUGAACAUCAAUCAGAAUAAAUGUGUGUUAUGAAUCCUCAUCUAGACAGUAAAUCAGUGUGUUUGUUUCUGUGCUUUUCUCACAUCAAUCAUUUGUAUUAUUACUAUAAAAAUCAGUCUGAUAUUUUAUGAUUUUAUCUGUUGAUUGUAAUUGUUGUAUUACAAAUUUAUAAAAAGUAUUGUUGUAUUACAAAUUUAUAAAAGGUUAAACAUGGGUUCCAAUAUAACAGCAUGAACUGAAAAAGUUAUGUAUAUUGUGACAUUCUAAGAGCAUUGUAAGCUCAAGGUACAACUGUGCCUUUUGUUUAGUACCUAUGCAUUUGAAUGACACUUGUAUGCUAAAUAGAUCAAGGCUGGGAAAAAUCUUUAACUGAGCUGUUUUCCUGUACCACAUUUGCAUGCUUUGUUUAGAUUUAUUCCACCUAUAUGUACUCCUCCCCCUUGAAACCUAUAUACUCUGCUGUGUUGAGAUUUUGACUUUUGAUGACUGCAGCGACACACAGCUAGUAUCUCAAUAAAGAGAAACUUCUGCUUCAAGAUAUCCAAAACGUCUCCUGGUCUUUAAGAAAAAGUUUACAACAUAAUGAAACACAAUGUCAAAUCAU
This is a messenger RNA of Labeo rohita (rohu), 4659 nucleotides long. Its product is annotated as NACHT, LRR and PYD domains-containing protein 3. The coding region runs from base 124 to 2979 and encodes 951 amino acids. The transcript is spliced from 8 exons. The record is from RefSeq and is a predicted model, not a curated record. NCBI's taxonomy places the organism in Eukaryota, Metazoa, Chordata, Actinopteri, Cypriniformes, Cyprinidae. Gene Ontology annotation, molecular function: protein binding.